UUUGUUUAACUCAAAAUAAAUAAAGAGGAGGGAGGAAAACCAGCCCUAAGCUGAAAGCACUGCGGGUCUGUGCACUUGAAGGUGCCACUCAGAGGUAAGAGAGUGGUCUCUGCUGUCCUCUUUGCAGUUGUCUGAGUCACCUGUGGAUUGAGUGACUAAUUCAUAAUAUCCUCAAGAUGUUUGUGUCAUAUUAAUAAUAAUUUCCACAGUUGGAAAUUAUAGUCAUGUAACAGAGACUAAAACAGAGAAACAUUCAUGUAUCUGUUUGUGUGUGGUUAUGUUAUAUAUAUAUAUAUAUAUUUUUUUUUUUUUUAAUUGUUUUCUGCAGUUGUGGCUCUCCUGUGCCUGUAGCUGGGAACAGCCAUGUCAGCUCAAAAGGACAGAUGGGUUUCUUCCUUGGUUUUCCUUCUCUUCUGUGCCUGCUCCAUCCCAAGGAGUAGAAGUGCCAGCCUGCAGCAGGAGCCGAGCCCCCAGCACUAUUUCAGUGGUUUGGAAGCUGGGAAAACAUCCCUGGCUUUUUUCACCCCCAGUGUUUCUCUUGGUACCCAGCCCUUCUUGGAGCAGAUUGAGAACUCAGCUGAGGCCCUCCAGGACUAUGGCAUUUCUGUGGUGAAGGUGAAUUGUCCCAAAGAGGAUGUCUCAAGGUAUUGUGGAAAAGAAAAUGCAUUAAGGAAAGCCUUCCUGUUCAGGGGACACCGACUGAUCCGAGAGUUCCCCACCGACGCCCUGUUCGGCGUGAACUCCAUCGUCGCCAAUGUUUUGUUUGCCCUGCUCUUUAAUGAAGUUAAAUAUGUCGAAACACUGGCAGAUUUUGAGAACGUUGAAAACGUGUUGAAAGGGAAGUCUAACAUGGUCUUCGCCUACGUGCCAGCUACUGGGACAGCAGAGCACAGAGCUGUGAUGGAGGCAGCUUUUGUCUAUGGGACCAUCCACCAGUUUGUCCUGACAACAGAGGCAGCACUGCUGAAAGCCAUCAGCCAUGAUGACCCCAAUGUCUCUUCUGCCUGGCUCUUGUUCUGCCACUGCCAGCGAGUCACAGACCCAGGCCAGCCCUGCAGGAGGACAGCCCUGGCACAGCCCCUGACCCUGCUCAACAUCCACAGGCACCUCAAGCUCAUGGGGGCUCCCUUGGUGACAGAGGUUGCUGAGGACCCAGAGAAGAUCUCCACUGUUCACUUGCAGCUUGGGCUGCCCCUGGUGUUCAUCCUGAGCCAGAAAGAGACCUAUGAGGCUGACAGGAGGACAGCAGAGUUUGUGGCCUGGCAGAUCUUGGGGAAAGCAGGAGUUGCCCUUUUGUCCAGGGACCUUGUACAUCUGAACGUUCUGCACCGGUCAAACGUCGCCCUCAAGACACCAGAUGAGGGAAUGCCAAUCCAAUACCUGGUCUUGGAAGACACUGAUGAAGUUAUAACCCUGGUGGAAGAUAAGAACAAGGUCAAACAAAUCCAGGAGGAUGAGCAGGAGGAGGAGGAAGAUGAGGAUGAGAAAGAGAAUAACAAUCAAGAUAUUCAGGAUGACCAGGUGGUGGAAGCAGUUUCCAGGGACAAGAAGAGAGAGCUGCCCCUGGAUCAGAUCCUUGUUCUGACAGAGGAGAACUUCCACUCUUCCCUCCCGGAGGCUGCCCAGACAAUUGUGCUGUUUUAUGCCAGCUGGGAAGCCGUGUCCCUGGCAGUGCUGCGCUCUUACUGUGAGGUGGCCUCUCACCUGAAGGGAACCCCAGGGGUUUUGCUGUCCCGGGUGAACUGCUGGGACUGGCCUGGCCUUUGCUCCCAGGAGAAUGUCACCCAGUUCCCCACCAUCAGGAUUUACAAGGAGGGACAGCAGUCAGUGACAUAUGGUGGCAUGUGGGGAGCUGAAGAGCUGAGAAGCUUCAUUCUGCUGAGCCAAGUUUCCUGCCCACUGAAGUUGGCCACGAUGGAUGAAGCAGAAGGAUAUUUAAGAGGAGAGUUUCCAUCUGAGCUCUCAUCCCACCACCACACCUCACUCCUGGGAGUUUUUAGCACAGCCACCAGCGAAGCCAGGGAAGCUUUUGAAGAGGCAGGAAAUAUCCUAAGUGGCCACGUAAGGAUGGGGAUGUAUUUUGAAGAUGAUGCCUUGGCUUUAUCCCAAAAAUACUCCGUGUCCCCCCCUGCCCUCCUCCUCGCCCGCAGCGGAGGCCGGAGCGUGGAAGGCAUCACUCUGUCCAAACACAGCGUGCAGGACAUGGUGCAGAUGAUCAGAUAUGAACUGCUGGACAUUUUUCCAGAAAUCACUGUGCCAAAUCUGCCCCGGUACUUACAGCUCGGAAAGCCCUUCCUCAUCCUGUUCAGUGCUGGUGACAUCAGUCAGGUGGAAAGCAAGGAAAUGCUGAAGCUGGCAAAAGGAAGACCCCAUCAGCAAUUUGUGGCUUGCUGGUUGAACCUGAAGAAGACUCCAGUGGGACACGGGAUCCUGAGGACGUAUUUUUCCACCACACCUUCCUUGCCUGUUCUCCUCUGGGUGAACCUCCAUGCUGGGGGUCAGGUAUUCAAGUUCCCAUCAGAGCAGCCCAUCACUGAGAUGAACAUCUUGUCGUGGCUGGAGAAGCUCCAAGCAGGACUGGAGAUUCCCAGCAGUACCUUGUCUGAUGAAGAUUGGAAGCCACCACUCCCUGCUUACGACUUCCUGCAGAUGAUGGAACAUCCUGUGCCUGAGCUGUCCCCCCACCCCGGGGACACCCUGGCACAGCACCCACCCAAAAGCCCUGGAGAGGACACUGCUGGAGGGGACACUGCCACCCGGGAAGAGCCAUCCCGGGAGAGCACGACAGAGGAAGUUGGUUCCCCUGGGAGGGACCUGCGAGGGACAGCCCCGAGGCUGGCAGCCAGGGACAAGCAGGGCAAGAGGCACAGCGAGCUCUGA
Messenger RNA from Cinclus cinclus, 2880 nucleotides. It is a transcript of the gene TXNDC16, whose product is annotated as thioredoxin domain containing 16. The transcript is spliced from 19 exons. The record is from RefSeq and is a predicted model, not a curated record. NCBI's taxonomy places the organism in Eukaryota, Metazoa, Chordata, Aves, Passeriformes, Cinclidae. Bases 364 to 2880 code for a protein of 838 amino acids.